UCUGCUCGAUCCUUUUGUGUUUUGGCGGCGGUCAAGGACGAACGUAUUUCUGUUUACGUUGUUGGUUCCGGAUCGUUCUGGCAAAAUGUCCCCAAAGAUUCGAUCGGCCGAAUCGACCCGCUUUUGUAGGCUGUGCCUCACAAGCAAGGGGCAACUUGAUCGGAUUUUCGGCGGUGAAAUCACAGAUUUGGCGGAAAAGAUUUACGACAUUACGGCCCUCGAGCUUGCCGACAUCAACGGGAUGCCGUCUUUGAUCUGUGAUCUGUGCCGCUCGCAGGUUCUGGUCAGCCAUCAGUUCGUCCUGCAGUGCCGCGUAUCCGAUUGGAAGAUCCAGAAGCUGGCGCUGGGAACGCCGCCGGUUCGGCAGGACGUCAAAGUUCCACGCUUGAGCGUUGAUUCAUCCAGCUCCGGAAUCGGAGAACUUACCGCGGACGAUUCCGGCACAUCCGCCAAAGUCCCAACCAAAACGGUUGCAGCGAUUUCCCCCAAACACGACCUUCUGCGACGCUUGAAGAACGAUGACAAGGCCGCACAUCGUCACCACUCGGUCGACCACAAGUCCAAACCCAAGAAAUCGUCCAAGAAGCGGCGCCUUUCGGACUCUUCGCAGCAUGAUAAGGCGAUGGUCAAGGUUAGGCACGGUGUCGACGAGGACAACCGGAAGCAAAAGUGCCCAACCUGUGGUGUGCGCGUGAUUCACCUGAAUAAUCACAUCGCUAACGUUCACAAGAAAGCAGCGAAGCUGGAAUGCGGAAUCUGCGGAAAGACCUUCAAGCAUCAAUCGAUUUUCAGCUGCCACAUGAACUCGCACAAUGGCAUCCGCCCGUACAAGUGCAAGCUAUGCGACAAAAGCUACAGCUACGCAACAUCGCUGUUUGAUCACGUGAAAUCCCACCAAGAACGAUACCACUGCACUGUGUGCCAGGCGGGCUUCACCCACAAGAGGGUGAUGUGGAAGCACAUGCUGACGCACUGAACGGAGUCCAGUUGCAUCCAGAAUUACCUGUAGAAUGGAAAAAUAUAA
This is a messenger RNA of Culex pipiens pallens (northern house mosquito), 1024 nucleotides long. Its product is annotated as zinc finger protein 572-like. Bases 86 to 976 code for a protein of 296 amino acids. NCBI's taxonomy places the organism in Eukaryota, Metazoa, Arthropoda, Insecta, Diptera, Culicidae. The record is from RefSeq and is a predicted model, not a curated record. The transcript has 4 exons. Gene Ontology annotation, biological process: regulation of transcription by RNA polymerase II. Gene Ontology annotation, cellular component: nucleus. Gene Ontology annotation, molecular function: zinc ion binding; DNA-binding transcription factor activity, RNA polymerase II-specific; RNA polymerase II cis-regulatory region sequence-specific DNA binding.